Chinchilla lanigera (long-tailed chinchilla) is the source of this 2052-nucleotide messenger RNA. It is a transcript of the gene Syce1, whose product is annotated as synaptonemal complex central element protein 1. The transcript has 13 exons. Gene Ontology annotation, cellular component: synaptonemal complex. Gene Ontology annotation, biological process: synaptonemal complex assembly. Bases 990 to 1976 code for a protein of 328 amino acids. The record is from RefSeq and is a predicted model, not a curated record. NCBI's taxonomy places the organism in Eukaryota, Metazoa, Chordata, Mammalia, Rodentia, Chinchillidae.
UAAAUCCCAAUUCCUACACUAAUUCUAAUGCCUAAACCUAACCUUUGUUUCCUAGCCCCAACCCCCAAACCAGUGCCCACUCUUAUCCUCUAGCCAUGACCUUAACAUUAGCUAUAAUCACAAUUCCUACCCCAACCCUAACCCUAUCCCUAACCCUAAAACCCCAACUCCUAACUCUGUGUCCUUAACCCUCAACCCUGAAUCCUAAUCCUAGCACCAACAGAGUUAUAAGGUAGAGUUGGUAAAUUUCCCCUAGGGUCAUCCCUGGAAGGUUCUUUAUUUCUAUUUCUUGCCACACUGGGUCAACAUACUUUAGGGGCCUUGGACACGGCAGGCUAGGCGGCACCGUGUUCUUCUUGCUUGAGCCCCUUUGCCCCAGCUUCCAGGGUGGACACCCCAUCCAGGACCGUGUUCAUGGAAGACACAGGAGGGCCUAGCCAAUUUGGGGAAGGAGCUUAUUGGAAGGGAAUAGCAUAUAAGCGAGUUGUGUGCAUUUACCAGCCACUAGUGCUGGUGCCCACUAAAGUUAAACCAGUGUAGGAUUCUUCCUGUGUGGCAUGGGCAGAAUGCUGGACCUUGUUGAGUUGCAGCAGAAUCGACCACUGCCUAUAUUACAUGGGCAAAGAGACAGACUCGGACUGUAGGUUCCACAGCAGCCACUCAUUCACUGUUUCCAAUCCAUCGUGUAAUACGGGUACGGCUCGGUGGGAGACCUUUACGUAUGAGCAAGUGACUAAGUGCUCAAUAAGCCAAUCGCCAGCCUGUAAAAGCACACUUGGCACCCACCAUCUCCAAAUUGGAUUUGCCUUUGUUGGCUCGAAAGCUUGAAGCAUGCGCAAUAGCUCCCAAGCAGAGCGCCAGCCCUUAACCCCUCAUCUACAGAGCCAACUGGCGCAUGGAGUGUACUGCGCAGGCGCACUGAGCAGUGUCCUGUGAGAGCUCGAGGUUGGCCCAAUCAGUCAUCGAGGUGCGGCGCUGAGGGGCGGAACAUGGCGGCGAGAGCGGGACCUUCGACCGAGGAACCUGCGGGACCCGCGGAGCCGGCCAAGGGAGUUGAGGGAGCCAAAGGGCAGGACACAUCCACACAGAAAAUUGAAGACUUGAUGGAAAUAGUGAAAAAACUGCAGAAAGGAAAUCUUGAGCCCCGGAUUGAGGUGCUGAUUAACCGGAUUAAUGAGGUUCAACAAGCAAAAAAGAAAGCCAUUGAGGAGCUGGGAGAAGCCCGGAAUAUCUGGGAUGCCCUACAAAAGGAACUGGACUCAUUACGUGAAGAGAAAGUACAUCUGAAGGAGAUCUUGAACAAAAAACAAGAGACUCUGAAGAUACUUCAGCUGCAUUGUCAGGAGAAGGAAACUGAGGCACAGAGGAAGGAGACUUUGUUGCAGGAGUGCAAGGAGAGGAUUACUUCCCUGAACUUACAGAUAGAGGAGGAGAAGAGCAAACAGAGGCAACUGAGGUUGGAUUUUGAGGAACAGCUCGAGACUCUGACAGAGCAACACAAGGAUCUUUGGGAAUUUCAUAGGCCAGAGCAGCUGGAGAGGGAGAUUUGUGCCUUGGACAGCAACAAGGAACAACUGCUCAAGGAAGAGAAACUGGUCGAGGAGAAGCUGGAGGAUGUGAAGCAUCAGCUCUGCUCCCUGAGAGGGUCUGAGGGGUCCCCCACCCUCACCGAGGGACUCUUCCUCCGCAGCCAGGAGGCAGCAGCAGCAGUGCAGCUGUUCAGGGAGGAAAACAGGAAGGCUGAGGAGCUCUUGGAGGCUGCAGCCCAGCACCAUCGUCAACUGAAGCAGAGGUGCGAGCAGCUGCAAGAGAAGCGGCAGAGGCUGAAAGAAGAACUGGAAAAAUAUGGGGUUCAAGCCCAGGGCAUGCAAGAGGAAGGGGCUGGUCCACACGGGCUGGCCAGUCCCAGGGUCCUAGCUGUCUUUGAAGAGAAAGAUCCAGAGCUGCCCACCAAAGAAGGCCUGAUACCCUCCUAGGCCAAGAGCACACACAUUGCCCCAACCUCAUCCUGUGGUGCUCCAGGAAUUAAAGACAUUAUUUUGAUACAACUCA